Procambarus clarkii (red swamp crayfish) is the source of this 2181-nucleotide messenger RNA. The record is from RefSeq and is a predicted model, not a curated record. NCBI's taxonomy places the organism in Eukaryota, Metazoa, Arthropoda, Malacostraca, Decapoda, Cambaridae.
GACCCAGUCAUGAGCGCCUUUUCUAUGACAUGGGGCCUUGCUGUGCUCACUCUCAUGUGUCCACACCUGCAGGCGAGCGGGUACGAGAGUGACCAGUGGCCCGGGGUCCAGCUGGGUGCUGCCACCACCUCUGGCGGGUGCUCCGUGCCCUUCCUGCCUGUCGGCGACCAGUGCCUCUACUUCGCCACCUUCGCGGAGCUGACCUAUGAGGAAGCCAGCCAGAUGUGUCACUCACUGGACGGGGAGCUGGCGGCCGUCCUCACAGCCACCCGCCUGAAGAACAUCAUCGACUACAUUUAUGACAACGGUCUGAGUGGUGUAAGCUACUGGAUCGACGGGACUGACAGAGUGACAGAGGGGGACUUUAGGACGUCCUCUGGGGUUGCCGUCCCCAUGGGCACGCCCUUCUGGACGGCGAGUACAACCAUUCAGCAGCCGGCUGAUUAUCAGGGUUAUGGCGGGGAAGACUGCAUGGAGUUAUACAGCCCGUCUUCGUUCUACAUUAAUGACAGGAACUGCUCCAACCUCAGGGCGCCGCUGUGUGAACAUUCACCACAGCUGCUUCAUACACCAACAGCGACGCCCGAGGAGCUGGACUGCCCGCCCUUCUUCGUCAGUGUGGGCGGCCUGUGUCUGUCGUUCAUGACGUGGGCGGAGGAGACGUGGGCGGACGCCCGUCAGGCUUGUCACGGUCUGUCCGGGGAGCUGGCCGCCAUCACUGACAUCGAGCAGCUCAGAGCUGUAUACCUCUACCUCCACCAGGAAGGGAUCGCUGGUCACUCCUUCUGGCUGGGCGGCUCCGACGCGGCGACGGAGGGCGUGUGGGCGUGGACGGACGGACACCCCGUCACUAUGGGGUCGCCGUUCUGGGGAUUUGUGAGCUCUAACGUGAUGGAGCCAGACGGUGGUACAGCCGAGAACUGUAUCCUGCUGGACGCCCAGGGUUACCACUACUUCCGUGACGCCUCCUGUAGCCUGCUGAUGACCCCACUCUGUAUGACUCUCCUGUAGUCUGCUGGUGACCCCCCUCUGUAUGAGUACCCUGUAGUCUGCUGGUGACCCCCCUCUGUAUGAGUACCCUGUAGUCUGCUGGUGACCCCCCACUGUAUGAGUACCCUGUAGUCUGCUGGUGACCCCCCUCUGUAGUCUGCUGGUGACCCCCCUCUGUAGUCUGCUGGUGACCCCCCUCUGUAUGAGUACCCUGUAGUCUGCUGGUGACCCCACUCUGUAUGACUCUCCUGUAGUCUGCUGGUGACCCCCCUCUGUAUGAGUACCCUGUAGUCUGCUGGUGACCCCACUGUAUGUGCCUCUCCUGUAGUCUGCUGGUGACCCCCCUCUGUAUGAGUACCCUGUAGUCUGCUGGUGACCCCCCUCUGUAUGAGUACCCUGUAGUCUGCUGGUGACCCCCCACUGUAUGAGUACCCUGUAGUCUGCUGGUGACCCCCCUCUGUAUGAGUACCCUGUAGUCUGCUGGUGACCCCCCUCUGUAUGAGUACCCUGUAGUCUGCUGGCGACCCCCCUCUGUAUGAGUACCCUGUAGUCUGCUGGUGACCCCCUUCUGUAUGAGUACCCUGUAGUCUGCUGGCGACCCCCCUCUGUAUGAGUACCCUGUAGUCUGCUGGCGACCCCCCUCUGUAUGAGUACCCUGUAGUCUGCUGGUGACCCCCCACUGUAUGUGUCCCCUGUAGUCUGCUGGUGACCCCCCUCUGUAUGAGUACCCUGUAGUCUGCUGGUGACCCCACUAUGUGUGGCUCUCCUGUAGUCUGCUGGUGACCCCACUGUGUGUGGCGCUCCUGUAGUCUGCUGGUGACCCCACUGUGUGUGGCUCCCCUCUGUAGUCUGCUGGUGACCCCCCUCUGUAGUCUGCUGGUGACCCCCCUCUGUAGUCUGCUGGUGACCCCCCUCUGUAGUCUGCUGGUGACCCCCCUCUGUAGUCUGCUGAUGACCCCACUGAGUGUGGCUCUCCUGUAGUCUGCUGGUGACCCCACUGAGUGUGGCUCCCCACUAGUCUGCUGGUGACGGCCGGAAAGCAGCACAGAAGAACCCGUAAAAUAGAAAUAACUUGAAACACAUUUUUAUUUUAUAUUUUAAUUAAAGAAAACGAACGUACUUGAAGUAUUAGUUGACUGAUUCAGACUUCCGUCUCGCUCAGUGAUCCAAAUUUAUCGGAAAAUAUGAACA